AGAAGUAAUUGAUCAGAAACUUGAAACCGAAUUUCCUGAUUGGUUCGAGAAAUAUGUACACGAUCAAUCGAAUGGAAUAACUAAUGAAUAUAUUCAAGACCUUGCUAAAGGGCCAUUGAGAAAAGUAAAAUCGUAUUCUGGUUACAUGGUCAAUGGUUUUAAAUUUCACACUCUUAGUUGUGGGUCUUCCAAAAGCACCAUGAAUAGUGGGGUCUGUAUUAAAGGAUCAAAAUUCAGCGUUGAGAAUGAUUUUUAUGGACGAUUAGUCGAUGUGGUUGAGGUUGGAUAUGAUGGGUUCCACACGAACACAACAAUUUUAUUCAAAUGUGAAUGGUUUGACCCCACAGCUCGCGGAAUGAAUAUUCAUAACAGCUACAAGCUUGUGGAUAUCAAUCAUAAACGCCGUUUUAAUAGGUAUGAGCCUUUUAUGUUGGGGAUGCAGGCAAAACAAGUGUUCUUUUGUGAAUAUCCGGGUGCAGGUCGUGAUAAACGAGACUGGUGGGCUGUGUGCAAUGUUAAAGCAAGGGCUUUUGUGGAAGUUCCAUUAUCAGAUGAUAAUAAUGCCGAGAUACAAGUGAUGCCACCCUAUCAAGAAGAUGAGAGAAACGACGAUUCAGAUGAAGAGCUUGAUCAGAUUCAAUCACGUCAUGGACAGAGAGGUGGCCAUGUAGGACGAGGAGGGCAUAUAUCCAAAUCGAGAAGGCCAAAUCUUUUAUCACCAUCUCCUCCAUCAGGUAUACUGUACCAUUGA
Messenger RNA from Striga hermonthica, 751 nucleotides. NCBI's taxonomy places the organism in Eukaryota, Viridiplantae, Streptophyta, Magnoliopsida, Lamiales, Orobanchaceae. The record is from the annotation of a GenBank genome assembly.